Molecule: messenger RNA, 978 nt
Organism: Penaeus chinensis
Lineage: Eukaryota; Metazoa; Arthropoda; Malacostraca; Decapoda; Penaeidae
Exons: 4
Coding region: 1-978 (325 amino acids)
Source: RefSeq, a predicted model, not a curated record
AUGUUAGCCUUGGAGAGUUCUGCUGCUCUGAGUGGUUCGAAGAAACGCUUCCAGAGGAAUGAAGUUCGCCAAAGCGGUAAAAAGUUACAUUAUGAACAGCCGUUCUCUUGCCCUAACAUCAUCGAAGAACAUCUCCCCGAGAGUCAGUGUGGUUUCAGAGCCAACAGAGGCACAAUUGACAUGGUCUUUGUUCUCAUACAGCUACAAGAGAAAUGUCGGGAACAGAACAUAGGUUUGUACGUGACAUUUGUCGAUCUCACAAAAGCGUUGGACACCGUGAGCAGGAAAAGCCUGUGGGAGAUUAUGAAACGUCUAGGAUGCCCCCAAAAGUUCCUCAGCAUGGUUAUCCAACUACAUGAAGAUCAGCGUGGACAGGUCAGCAACGACCUUUCAAAGUUGUUUCCAAUAAGUAACGGCGUGAAACAAGGUUGUGUCCUCGCACCAACCCUCUUCACGAUCUUUUUCAGCAUGGUGCUCAAACAGACCACUGAAGAUCUCAGUGACGAUAAUGGUAUCUACAUAAGAUACCGCUUUGAUGGCAGCCUAUUCAACCUGAGGCGUCUACAGUCCCACACCAAGACAUUAAAGCAACUCAUCAGAGAGCUCCUAUUUGCAGACGACGCCGCCCUCGUUGCCCACACAGAAGCGGCCUUGCAACGUAUAACGUCCUGCUUUGCUGACUACACAGCUCUUCAGUCUAGAAAUUACAACAUCAACAUCAGUUUGACAGAACUGAAGUCAGUCCAUCAGUUCAGCUACCUAGGCUGCACCAUCUCAUCUGAUGCCAAAAUCGAUAAGGAGAUUGGCAACAGACUUGUAAAGGCAAACAGUGCUUUCGGCAAGCUACAAAAGAGUGUGGAACAACUAACACCUGAAGAAAGAUACAAAGAUCAGUGUGUACAGAGCUGUUGUACUAACCACCCUGUUGUACGGCUCCGAAAUUUGGGUUACCUACCGACAUCACAUACGACUGCUUGA